Messenger RNA from Dichotomopilus funicola, 2061 nucleotides. RefSeq names its product Pescadillo N-terminus-domain-containing protein. Gene Ontology annotation, cellular component: PeBoW complex; nucleolus. NCBI's taxonomy places the organism in Eukaryota, Fungi, Ascomycota, Sordariomycetes, Sordariales, Chaetomiaceae. Gene Ontology annotation, biological process: maturation of LSU-rRNA from tricistronic rRNA transcript (SSU-rRNA, 5.8S rRNA, LSU-rRNA); ribosome biogenesis. Gene Ontology annotation, molecular function: RNA binding. The record is from RefSeq and is a predicted model, not a curated record. Bases 1 to 2061 code for a protein of 686 amino acids. The transcript has a single exon.
AUGGUGAAGCAAAAGAAAAAGGGCCAGGCCGGCCAGGCCCGCAACUACAUCACGCGCACGCAGGCCGUCAAGAAACUGCAAUUGAGCCUCCCCGACUUCCGCAAGCUCUGCAUCUGGAAGGGCAUCUACCCGCGCGAGCCGCGCAGUCGCAAGAAGGUGUCCAAGUCGGCUACGGCCUCGACUACCUUCUACUACACCAAGGACAUCCAGUACCUGCUGCACGAGCCGCUGUUGCAAAAGUUCCGCGACCAAAAAGUCCUCGAGAAGAAGAUCUCGCGCGCCCUCGGCCGUGGCGACGUAGGCGAUGCCGCCCGUCUCGAGCGCAACGCUGCCCGUCCCGACCAGACCGGCAAGCCCCGCUACACCCUGAACCACGUCAUCCGCGAGCGCUACCCGACCUUCAUCGACGCCCUGCGUGACCUGGACGACUGCUUGUCUAUGCUCUUCCUCUUCGCUAACCUGCCCUCGACCACCGCCGUGCCCGCCAAGAUGAUCGCUCGCUGCGAGCGCUUGUGCCUUGAGUUUGAGCACUACCUCAUCACCUCGCACAGCCUGCGCAAGUCGUUCCUGUCGAUCAAGGGGAUAUACUACCAGGCCAACAUCCAGGGCGAAGAUAUCCUGUGGUUGGUGCCGUACAAGUUCAACCAGCGGAUUGUGGGCGAUGUCGACUUCCGCAUCAUGGGCACAUUCAUCGAGUUCUACAUGACCCUGCUCGGCUUCGUCAACUACCGGCUGUACACCUCUCUCGGCCUCAAGUACCCGCCAAAGUUCGACCAGACCAAGGACGACCAAGGUGCCGAGCUGGCCGCCUUUUCGCUCGAGGGCGUCAACCUCGCGACUCAGGAUGAUACCAAGGCCAUCACUAAUGGCAGCGAGGCAGAGCAGCACGGCCCCGAUCCCACGGUGCAGGCCGAGGUGGACAAGGUCGUGCAGCAGUUGCGGAACGAAUCGGGCGAGACGGUGGAGGAGAGCUCAGCGGCGGCCGUAGACGACAACGAGAAGGACAUAGGGGGUGAUGACGAGGACAAGCCCAGCGACGCGAUCGACAAGUUCGAGCCCGUCGCGCCCGGCGGUGACGUCCUCCCGCAGCCAUCGUACGGUAGCAGCGACCCGUCGCAACUGUUUUCCAAAUUCACCUUCUUCCUGUCCCGCGAGACGCCCCGGCAACCGCUCGAGUUUAUCCUCCGCGCCUUCGGCUGCAAGAGGAUAGGCUGGGAUUCGGUCCUCGGCGAAGGGUCCUUCACGACCGACGAGUCAGACCCGUCCAUCACACACCAGAUCAUCGACCGCCCCGUCGUGCAGGCGGCUGUUAGCGAACAGGGAGACGGCGAGGACAACCAGACGGCGCAAAAAAUCGGCCCGAACCACCGGUACCCGGGCCGGUUGUACGUGCAGCCGCAGUGGGUGUGGGAUAGCGUGAAUGAUGAGGAACUCAAGGCGCCCGAGCUGUAUGCCCCCGGUGCUGCGCUACCGCCGCAUCUUAGUCCCUUUGUUAAGCCUACCCAAGGGCAGUAUGACCCGACCGUUCCUCUGGAGGAGCAACAGACCGAGGGCGAGGCCAUUGAGGCCGCGUUGGAGGAUGCCGGCGAGGAGGAAGGCGAGGACUCGGAGGUUGAGAAUGACAUCGACAUCGCGGCUGAUGAGGAGGAAGAGGAAGAGGAAGAGGAAGGUGACUUUGGUGGAUUCUCCGGAGACGAAGUGGACGACGAGGACGAGGACGAAGAAGAUGAGGAGGAAGACGACGAAGAAGAGGAAUCCGCCGCACUGCAGCGGCAACUUGAGCUUGAGGCCGAGGCAUCGGGCAAGUCGGUGCAAGCCAACGGCAGCCAGUCGAAGAACAAGAAGGUUGACGCCAAGACCAAGGCGAAGCUGGAAGCCAAGAAGGUGCUGGAGCGCAAGAAGAAGCAGGAGGCGGAAGACUUGGAACGGGCCAAGGGCAUGCUGAGCAAGAAGAAGCGGAAGCUGUUUGAGCAGAUGCAGUAUACCAACAACAAGAAGAGCGCGGAGGACUUGAAGUUGAGGCAAAAGCGGAGGAAACUGGAGAAGGAGCGGAAGGCGUAG